Hermetia illucens (black soldier fly) is the source of this 474-nucleotide messenger RNA. RefSeq lists its product as uncharacterized. Lineage: Eukaryota; Metazoa; Arthropoda; Insecta; Diptera; Stratiomyidae. The coding region runs from base 93 to 422 and encodes 109 amino acids. The record is from RefSeq and is a predicted model, not a curated record. The transcript has 2 exons.
GAGCGCCUGAGUGUCAAAACCAAUUCCCAAGAUAAAUGUGCCGCACGUAAUCUUCUUGUAUGCAAGAUAUGCCAUGGCAGGCGUGAACUAUAAUGCGAACUUCCAUGUCUCUGUCAUCUUUUGAAUUUCCCCAUAAAUUUAACCAACAGUCAGUGGUGGCGAAAAUUGUUGUCGUUAAUAAAAUAUCACACCUCGCAUCUGCACACACAUCCGGAGGGAAGGAGAAUCAACAGAGUAACAACAGACCUGACAAAAGUAGCAACAACGCUAACAAUUUAACCGACAUUUUGUACCCGAGUCUGAAGGACUUUCUUGCCUGUCGCUGCUUAGCCCAUUGCCGAAGAGCCGCUGGGAGAGCAACGAUAGAGAGAGAUGGAAGGAAGCAAGGUCAACGGCGAAGAAAGUGUUGGAGGAAUUCCUGAUGUUUGAGCCGCAUGGAAACGGGAGAGUUUUACCUGCUUUUCUGCUUUCAGG